Molecule: messenger RNA, 2249 nt
Organism: Trifolium pratense (red clover)
Lineage: Eukaryota; Viridiplantae; Streptophyta; Magnoliopsida; Fabales; Fabaceae
Product: aldehyde oxidase GLOX-like
Exons: 2
Coding region: 258-1943 (561 amino acids)
Source: RefSeq, a predicted model, not a curated record
AGCAAUGCCAUUUGUCUAAAUUGUUUCAACAAAAACAUGACCUUCUUAGAAGGAGAACAUUGAACACUGUCCACGCGUGAAUGCACUUGCGUGCGAGAUAGUAAUUACAGUAGUUAAUUAGUAUUACUAUUUCUCCCUCACCCUCACCACCUGUGUGUGUAUUUAAAGCCUGGCGUGCAAAGCAGUACCAACACAACGCCAUUACAUUAAAUCCACACCAAAAGCUAUCCUUAUUCCUAAACCCCCCACAAAACUAUAUGACUACUCUUUCACUUUUCCCUCUUCUUCUUCUCCCUCUUGUUAUUAUUAUAACAACCACUCUCACCAUUCCGUCUCCGGCUGAAGCCAGGGGCGGACAAUGGCAGCUCUUACAAAAUAACAUCGGCGUUGUAGGUAUGCACAUGCAGUUACUUCACAAUGACCGUGUUAUCAUUUUCGACCGCACAGAUUUUGGCUUAUCAAACUUAUCCUUAUCCAAUGGGAGAUGCCGUAAUAAUCCACAAGAACAGGUAGUAAAAAAUGAUUGUACUGCACACUCUCUUGAAUACGACGUUGUUUCUAAUACAUUCCGGCCUCUGUUUAUACAAACCAAUGUUUGGUGUUCCUCCGGCUCUGUCUCUCCCAACGGUACUCUUAUCCAAACCGGAGGUUUCAACGAUGGAGACCGUACUGUUAGAACCUUCAAUCCAUGUCCAAAUUGUGAUUGGCAAGAAUUUAAUGCCGGCCUUGCAGCUCGAAGAUGGUAUGCCACCAAUCACAUGCUUCCAGAUGGAAGGCAAAUUAUUAUUGGUGGAAGAAGACAAUUCAACUAUGAAUUUUAUCCAAAGAAAGAUGCCACAGCAAAAAACAUAUAUAGUCUGCCUUUUCUUGUACAAACAAAUGAUGCUGGAGCUGAGAACAAUCUUUAUCCUUUUGUUUUUCUCAAUGUAGAUGGCAAUCUUUUCAUCUUUGCAAAUAACCGUGCUAUUUUGUUUGAUUAUAACAACAACAAUGUUGUUAAAACAUACCCUUCAAUACCAGGUGGAGAACCCAGGAAUUAUCCUAGUACAGGUUCAGCUGUUUUGCUUCCUUUAAGAAACUUACAAAAGGCUUCAGUUGAAGCUGAAGUAAUGAUUUGUGGUGGAGCUCCUAAAGGUUCUUUUCAGAAAACACUGCAGGGAAGUUUUAUUGGAGCAUUGAAUACAUGUGCUCGAAUUAAAAUAACUGACCCCAAUCCGAAUUGGGUUAUGGAAACUAUGCCGGGUGGAAGAGUCAUGAGUGACAUGCUUUUACUUCCUAACGGUGACGUUUUGUUAAUUAACGGAGCAGCUAUGGGGUCCGCUGGUUGGGAAUCGGGUCGAAACCCGAUUUUGAACCCGUUUCUUUAUAAACCAAAUGGUGUUAACGGUUCACGAUUUCAAUUACAAAACCCGUCUAGUAUUCCUCGAAUGUACCAUUCUACAGCCGUGUUGCUUCGUGAUGGUAGGGUCCUUGUUGCUGGUAGCAAUCCUCACAUUGAUUAUAAAUUUGGAAAUGUUUUGUUUCCGACGGAAUUGCGUUUAGAAGCCUUUUCACCUUCCUAUUUAGAGGCCGGAUCCGAUGAUUUACGUCCUACAUUGGUGUUUCCUGUACCCCAAUCACAAACAAAAUUGAAGUAUGGUCAAAAGUUGAAGGUUCGAUUUCAGAUCAAGGCAAAACUGGUGAAAAAUUUAGUGUCGGUGACAAUGUUGGCGCCGUCUUUUAAUACACAUUCUUUCUCGAUGAAUCAAAGGUUGUUAGUGCUUGAUGAAGUGAAACCAACAAACAAAGUGAGUAGUAAAAUUGUUGUUGGAAAAUCAGCAUUGGUGUACCAAGUUGAAGUGACAAUACCUAGUUCACCCAUUCUUGCACCUCCUGGUUACUAUUUAUUAUUUGUGGUCCAUCAAGAAAUUCCAAGUCAAGGUGUUUGGGUCCAGUUACUAUAAUUUUCAAAAGCAUUAUUAUUAUCAGUUCUUCUUAUUCUUUGUCUAAAAUUAUUGGUGUAAUUCGAAUGUCAGUGAACAUAUUUGUAUUGUAGUGUGCAUUGAAUUUGGCUGGGGGAAAUAAAAUUCAGAAAGUCAUGUAGUAUAGGGGCAACAUUACCUGCAGAGGGAAAUUAAGAGAUGGUUAUUUAAAUUAAAUAAAUGUGGAGUACUUUUUUUUUCUUGGUAGAUAUGUGAAGUACUUUUUUAAUACAAUAAAAUAAAUAUAUCAUUAUAUAUUCAAUAAAUACUACAGGUACUAGCUAAGUA